AUGGGUUGUGGAUCAUCAAAGGAAGCUCCAAAGUUUAAGAAUGAUGACUACUACAACAGCAGCUAUAACCAGGGCUAUGAUUACAGUAAACCGACUACCAAACCCGAAGAGCACCAUCCAGACUGGAGAGAAGGCAACCUGCAUUAUGAUGACAAUGAUUGGAAAGACAAAAACUAUCCAAAUUAUCCUGCUGAAUCAUCCAACAAACAUUCAGAUGACACUGAAGAUGAAACUCCCUUUGAUGAUGAUGAUGAUGGAGUUACUGACCGAGGAACAUACCAGAAAAAUGAAACAGGACUGCUAACAAAAGUGCUAGAUGCUCGCAGUAAAUUUUUAGAUGAAAAACCAGAAAAACGGCCGCAGAUAACACCUGGUAAAUUGUAUGUUGAUGAUUCUUUUCCUCUGAAGACUGCAAUAAAAGACAACAAAAAUAUUAGCUGGAAGCGACCAAAGGAUUUUUUGGAAAACCCCAAAUUGUUUACAGAAGGAACCACACGUUUCGACAUUGGACAAGGCACCGCUGGAACUUGCUGGUUUUUGGCUGUUCUUGCUGAGAUUGCAGAUAGAAAGGAUCUCAUAAAGCGGAUUAUACCAGAAGAUGCAUACUUCAUUGACAAUCCCAACAAAUAUGAUGGUGUUUUCCAUGCCCGUUUUUUCGAUUUUGGCAAAUGCAAAGAUUUCUACACUGAUGACUGUUUGCCAGUUAUAAAUGGAGAUCAGUUGUGGGGUGCCCAUUCUUCAACAGAUUGUAAUGAACUGUGGGUGGCACUCUGUGAGAAGGCCUUUGCUAAAAUGCAUGGCUCCUAUGAUGCCAUCUACGGUGGUCAGCCAGGAGAGGCUUACUAUAUGCUCACUGGUGGCAUUUGUGAACGUAUUGAGCUUGAUGUCUAUGAUGAUGAUCAGAAGGAAUUGGUUCUCUUCAACCGAACCAAAAAUGCACUUGCUUCUGGUUGUCACUUAUCAUGUAUUGUGCCAGAUGAAUGUGACAAAUAUAAAGGUCUUGUGGGUGGCCAUGCAUACUCUCUGACAGGUGUCUUUGAACACCCGAAAACCAACACAAGACUGAUCAAAAUAAGGAACCCAUGGGGAGCAGGAGAAUGGAAAGGUGACUGGAGUGAUGGGAGUCCACAGUGGUCAGCUAUUUCAAACAGUUCAGCAUCACUUCCUAAAAAGGAUGAUGGAGAGUUUUAUGUCUCACUCUCAGACUUCAUGAAAUAUUUUUCACACACAGUCAUUUGUUCCCAGACUCCAGAUUCUGACUGUGAUGGAAGACCAGAUGCCCUCAAUCAUGUGCUCAACAUAUAUGGGGAAUGGUAUGGAAAAACUGCAGCAGGUUUUCAUAACCGUUUGCAAAACCAACGAUUUGCCUUCACCGUUACAGACAAAGGACUAGUGGAUAACAGUUACAUGCCACUGGUUGUCCAAGUUAUUCAGCAAUGCAAGAAUAGAAAAGCUGAUAAAAUUUCAAUCAGAUGUGAUGUUUUCAAGGUUUUGGCGAACAAAAUUCAACCAAAGGGUCGCCAGAUGGCGCUAGACAAUCUGGGUAAAAAUACAAAUGUGUACACACCUGAACUACAAACAACGUACAGAUUCAAGCUGAGACCUGGGCGUUAUGUGAUCAUUGCAUCAACUGCUGAAAAGGGUCAGGAGAAGGCUUUUUUACUACGUCUGUUCACACCAUGUCCACUUGAAAAUGUCAAAGAAAUUCCACAGAAAGCAAAUGUGGUUGCCUGUGAAAGUGAAAACAGUGUGGAUGUCAGAGGAAGGACUUACAAUUUAACAUUUCAGAAAGUGCUUUUUGGAGAAUUCAUCAUUGGACGUAAUGCUGGAGGGCAAGUAAGAAACCGAGCCAGCUACCAUACAAAUCCACAGUAUCUCAUUAGCAUCCGUGACACAGAAACUCCACUUGUCAUUCAAGUCAUGCAGGCUCUGUCGGAACCUCUGUAUCCAAUUGGUGUCAGGAUCUUCCAGCUUGAGAGAGACACAAAACCACCUGUUGGUAUCAAGUAUCUGUAUGAGCACUAUGACAGCUGUCCAUCUCACAUGGAAGGCUCUCAGACCAAGUUUGUAGAAGCUGAGAAUGUCACUGUCAGGUACUUUCUGCCACCUGGGAGAUACCUUGCUGUUGUGUUUUUGGACAAGCCAAACACAGAGAAGCCAUUCUGCAUUGUUUUCAGAGCUUCAACACAUGUUGCUGUCAAGGGUUUCCAGACUGGAUAA
Messenger RNA from Candidula unifasciata, 2220 nucleotides. The record is from the annotation of a GenBank genome assembly. NCBI's taxonomy places the organism in Eukaryota, Metazoa, Mollusca, Gastropoda, Stylommatophora, Geomitridae.